AUGGCAUCGCCUGUAUCCAGCUGCAACGGGCUGCAGUUUGACUCCCUGGAGGAUAUGCACAUCUUUAUCCUCUCCAACAUCCUCCGCAGGCCCAUCAUCGUCAUCGCAGGUACAGCCUUUCUCAAUGGAGCCUCUCAUCACUCAGUUCAUCAGAAGUUUAAACCCAGACGUGUAUGCAGUUUCUGAAGUCAGUAUGCUGUCUGUCUGUAGGUCUGUCUACUAUAGCAGCAGAAGGAGUCAGUGUGCGGUCUGUCUGUAGGUCUGUCUACUAUAGCAGUAGAAGCAGUCAGUGUGCGGUCUGUCUGUAGGUCUGUCUACUAUAGCAGCAGAAGGAGUCAGCGUGCGGUCUGUCUGUAGGUCUGUCUACUAUAGCAGUAGAAGCAGUCAGUGUGCGGUCUGUCUGUAGGUCUGUCUACUAUAGCAGUAGAAGCAGUCAGUGUGCGGUCUGUCUGUAGGUCUGUCUACUAUAGCAGUAGAAGCAGUCAGUGUGCGGUCUGUCUGUAGGUCUGUCUACUAUAGCAGUAGAAGCAGUCAGUGUGCGGUCUGUCUGUAGGUCUGUCUACUAUAGCAGUAGAAGCAGUCAGUGUGCUGUAUUGUGUUCAGUGACUAACUCAUGGCUGUAUCCUUACAGACCAGGUGCUACGCAGCAUGAAGUCCUGCUCAUCCUUCUCCCCCCUCAACGUGGGGGGCAUCUACCUGCCUCUGCACUGGCCUCCAGGGGAGUGCUACAAGUACCCCAUAGUGCUCGGCUAUGACUCCCAGCACUUUGCCCCCCUCAUCACCAUCAAAGACAGUGGCCCAGGUGUGUAAAGUAACCGUCAUUGAUAGAUUAUUGUGUUGAGGAGUGCUUGUAGGAUGUUUUGGUGUACAGUGUCAUUGGGUCCCAGAAAGGUGCUAGCUAUAUACUACCUGCUGUGUAUCAUCAUUAUGACUGUGUGCCCCAGAGAUCCGAGCAGUGCCACUGAUCAUCCCGGGCCGCGGGGGCUUUGAGGGGCUCAAGGUGCACUUCCUUAUGGAGAAGGAGCAGACGCAGAAGGAGAGGCUUCUGAAGGACUACCUGAUGCUGAUGGAGAUCCCUGUCAUCGGACUGGGCAACAACACCACACGCAUCAUCAACGCUGCCAGGUGGGUGGCACACUAGAGGCAUGGAGAACUAUAGAGAUCAGGGUGUAAAGCAGUGUUUAAAAAGCACAAUACAAAUCUGUUUAGGAAAAAGUAUGUUUGUGGCAAAAUAGUACUUUAAUUUGAUUUACUUUAUUUAUUAGGGUGGGUCAAGUUGAGAACCAAUUGUCAUUAUUGACGACAUGGCGGCCUGGCCAAGAGGUUUAUAAUUAUCCUAUCAGUAGUAUUGAGUGUGUUGUGUGUUGCCUCUCCCAGGCUGGAUGAAGGGAAUCUGCCUGAGGACAUGAACCUGAUGGAGGACUACCUCCAGUUGGUCAACCACGAGUAUAAGCGCUGGCAGGAGGACAAGGACCAACUGUGGGCCGCCCAGCCCCAUAGACCACCCCCCUUCUCCGUGUCCCAGCUGUCCCUCAUCGAGAUCCGCUGUGCCACCCCACGGUGCACCUUCUACGUCUCUGUGGACACCCAGCCACACUGCCACGAGUGCUUUGAGAAACGCCAAGGCCAGCCCAACGGGGGGAUAGAGGCCGCCCCUACGAAAGGCGGUGGUCAGGCGUGUGAGCCGGAGUGUAGUAGUAAAGUACGGACCAGUCCCCCUGGCUGCCGGGCGGUGUUAUCCAGCCCGCUCUCCGUCCCUCCCCCGCCCACGGCGCCCAGCCUCAGCCUUUACAGUGAAACCCACGCCAUGAAGUGCAAGAAGCCUGGCUGCGAUUUCACCCUCAGGGUGGAGCACAAUGGUCUGUGUGAACACUGCUUUAACACCUGGCAGAAUGCACCCGCUGCUGCUACUGCUGGCCCCUCCGGACCCCCAGCAGGCAACCCCAAGGGCCUCCCCCUGCCUGCCCACCCCAGCUGGCCACAGUGGGAUGCAGGACGGGAGCAGGAGACAGAGAGGUGCAGCGUGUGCCACCAGGAGGCCUUCAGGAUAUUUAACGGACUGUGCCCUCCCUGCCUCCAGAACACUGCCACAGAGAGGGGCGAGCAGCCCCAGCCGCCAGCAGCAGCCAGGAAAGAGGCCUCUUCUGGGUCGUUAUGGACCCAGCCCCAGCCCAGGGAAUCUGAGCGCUCGGGCACCUCGGCACUCAACAGCCACAUGCCAGGCCUCACCUGGCAGGUGCCCCCGGGCCAGCCCUGUAUGAGGUCGGGAUGCCAGUUCUUCGGGACUCAACAGAAGCUGGGAUUCUGCACCAUCUGCUAUGUUUACUAUCAGACCAACCACCGUAAGUCUAACCAGACGCUUGUUCUUAGUCAUUUUAACAAGAAAUGCUUUUCUUAUAAUUUCCCAGCAAAAUAUAUAGAUUGAAUGUAAAGGAAUCAGGCCACAUCAAAACCCACAGCUGUCAUGUCUUCUCUUGGUCUACUUAUGUCAGUAUACUUAGAAACAACGUGAAACUAGUUCUGUCUGUUUACACCAGACAGAACUGGAAAAGCUGCAAAUUUACUGGAAUCUCAAGAAUAGUUGAUAUUGUGUGUGGUCAUAUGUGAGUUUGACAUGUGGUUUCUCUGGGUUUAUUUCCUCCAGUGGCGACCCCUCCUCCUCCCCCUGCUCCAAUCCAGAGUCGCUACGCGUCAGAGGCAGGCUUCCAGAAUGCUUUGCGCUGUCAGCGCCCGGGCUGUGGGGCCAUGGACAAGACCAUGAUGGAGGGCUACUGUAACGAGUGCUACUUAAAGGAGCAGAGCUCCAGGUUCAACCAGACUGCUACCAGAGUUCCUGGCGCCCACUCCCCUCCACUGGUCAUGGUGAGUGUCUCCCUCCCUCUCACCCAGGGCCCAGUGGCUGUACACUACAUCUUGAAUUGCAAAUGAUUUUUUACAGUUUUUAGAGUGUAAUACAACUUCGAUCAGAUAGAAUGAUUUGCUUCCACAAGUGACAACGUUCUCUUUGUUUUUCUCUAUCUGCAGCGAACUGCUAAACCAGAACCAGACAGACCCAGACAGACCCAUACCCAGGCAACGUGCAGGCGGAGUGGCUGCAGUAACAUCUCCCCCGGGUGCACAGACCUGUGUCCAGAGUGCCGGGCCACGCGGGGGCAGAGAGAGAGCCGCAGGGAGAGGGCAGGGGCACCUAAAGAGAUGACGAAGCAGCGCUGUAAAACCCAAGGCUGUGACCACUAUGCCAACAUAGAGAAGCAAGGCUACUGUAACGAAUGUGAAUACUUUAAGCAGAUCUACAGGGGGUGA
Messenger RNA from Coregonus sp. 'balchen', 3303 nucleotides. NCBI's taxonomy places the organism in Eukaryota, Metazoa, Chordata, Actinopteri, Salmoniformes, Salmonidae. The record is from the annotation of a GenBank genome assembly.